CUGAACGAGUUAGGACGUUUAUAAAAGUACGGAAAUUUCUAGACGCUGGCUGGAAGUUUUUAAGGAUUUUAAUAAUUUCAUAUCAAAUCCCGAAAGUGCAAAAGUUAUUAUAAGCGGAGAGCAAAGUGAAUUUCAUAAAAUCACUCAAGUUCGGACACUACGGAAUCCGUUCGAUUAUUCCAGAAUGCCUUCUCGCAAUAUGGCCUGCACCAGGGAAGACGGGCUCAAAAAAGUAGGAACCCUUGGAGGAUCUCGCCAUGGAGACGCAUACCAGGUGCACCUGCUGAUGCUUCUCUACGAAAGAGCCGGUUUGGAGACGGGUUACUUGGAUUUCCGGCUGGCGACGGAAUGGAAAGCGGCAGAAAAAUUCGAUGAUGCAACCCUGUGUUGGAAAACUUCAGCAAACAGGGAAAGUGAAACAAAUUGGCUAUUUAUUCAAGUGAAAUUCAAACACAGGCGUACCAUAGGGCUGCUGGAUAUCUUUCCAGCAGAGAAAAAGUUACAGGACAGUGGAGAUUUUUCCAUAUUUAAAUACCUUAUGUCGUUUUCCCGCAUUGGCAACAACAAUGAUGUUAGUGGACAAAAGCAUUUUGUUAUUUACACCAAUGCCAAAGUGGAUUCUAGCGUCGAGUCAUGCUUUUUUGAAGUGGACCAUCGCACAGAUAAUGCUCUAAAUCUUUUGCGGACUGGUAGGAGGUUUUUGAAGUUGAAAGCAGAGAAGGAACAAAUUGAAAAAAUAUUACACGUUGCCAAUCAUGAUUUCAACGCAUUGUCUGAUGGAAUCGUAUCAGUUUUCUGGGAUAACGGUUCAGAACUUGACGUGUCCUUGUUUGAAAAGUAUCGCGGUGCGCUAAACAGCAAAGUUUUGGUUGUAACUGGCAGUGCCGUUCGAUUCGCACCUCAAUUCGUAAAAAACAAGAAACUUAACCAAUCGGAACUGCGGCUGCGUCAACGAAUUAUGGAGCAAGAUAGGAAUUACGAUAUGGUGAAAGCUGCAAGUAAACAACAUAAGCAACUCGCGGAAAUUUUAAUUGCACAUUCCAAACCAAAAUGCAAAACUGAGAAUGACCUGCCUCGGUACAUCGAGAAAUCGGAAGUUGAAGAAUUCUUGCAACAGCUAACAUUCGCCGUUGAUCAACCGGAUUACAAAGAUCUGGACAAAGCAAUAAAAAUUGAUUUUCAAAGGCAUUCUUCUGUGACGGAUUCGUGUUCGAAAAAGUGUUUUGCUGAAAUGAUGUACACGAAACUUCAUCAAGUGAUCAACAGCAAUCUAGAUACUGACCAAUUGGUGUUUUUAGAAAACGAUCAACUGCAAAAUUUGAUUCAAGAAGUACGUCGCUUAAUUAGUGGGCCCAAAAUAACAAUGCAUACAGAUAUUUUUCAAGCUAAAAUGCAAAGUUUACAGCUGGAGUUCGAUCAAAUUCAUUUACCAAGGUCUUUGAAUUUUAUUAAGCAAAAUACAGCAAUUAUAACCAGCACAGAGCAAGGGUUAUUGACGUCUCUAAAGGUGUAUCAAGUACUGCGCAAUCGAAACUACCGCUACUUCUCAUUUCAAGAUCUACAACCAGCCGCACUCGAGGAAGAAUUGUGCAACAACUUAUGCAAUACCCAGACCGAUCUAUACUUGGUGUUGAAAGAUGACAACACGAGGUUUGAGUUCUGCACAAAGCUUGUAGACAAAAUUGCUUCCAACAGACAAGUGAAAAUAAUACUACUUACUCACGAAAAGGACUACGCAGAGAAGUUUUUCGGCGAGCACACCUUUCAACAGAUUACAGAUCACAGUGAAAUAAAACAAUUGACCAUAAAAAGUCAGCAAACAUUGUUACAGAAGACCAUUCUGUUCCAAGGGGCGGAAUUGCGAUUAGCAGAGCUAUCUCAUACCGCAGCGAACGUCCCACUUCCCAUAGCGAAUGAAACUUUCGAAGGGCUGAUUCAGGACGAAACCAUCCAAAUUGGACCUGCACUUCCAAAGCAGCCAGUCCGGUAUUAUAUCGCGCGCACGAUCGUAUGUUCUCAGUUGUCCUGCUCGACUGAAGAUACGGACAGCUCGGAAUCCGAUCUGGAAGAAACGGAACAUCACGGGCUAGGAAAACUCAGUGAAGAAGAGUUCAUCGCCGUAUCGGACAACCUAGUGACGGUACUAUCCGCAACGCCUGGCACGGGUAAAAGUACCCUGUGGACGCGUCUGGCGCAACUUGCCAAAAGGAAAUACAACUCUAAAUGGAUUUUGCAUAUCAAACUGGCAGAUUGUUCGGAGCUGCUGUUAUCUCUUACGAAGGCCAAAAUUGCUGGAGAUGAUGAACUUCUGGCGGUGACAUUUCUACAGGAUGUCUUCAAUUUCAGAUCCGAGUUCGAAAGAUCUCUUCUUGAGUAUUAUCUGAAUUACGUACCGAAGUCUGUCUAUGUUUUCUUCGAUGGAUUCGACGAACUACCUUUUGAAACGGUGAAACGAGCAAUAAGCAUUUUUCAAAGUUUGUCGAAUACUCGACUUUUUAUCAAUACCAGAACCCAUCAACAGUCCGAUCUUCAGGAACAGCUAUCAAUACAGCUUUACUCCCUUGAGCCAAUCGGCCGGAACGAUCAAAUUAGGCUUCUAAAAAAUCUUCUUGGUUUUCCACCAUCUGAUGCUGAUUACUUUAAACCGGUGACUAACUUUGUGAAUCAACUGGCCGACAAACUACAUCGAAAUCCUUUGAAAAUUGCUGGCCUAUUUGUAGGAGAACCAUUGAUGCUUAACAUGUUAGCCGAGGUAUUUAAACCAACCGUCGAUACAUUUCGACUGCACCGGAAUCCAACUGUUUUCGACAGCGUCGAUCUGGAUUCUGUCGACAUAAUCGAUCUUUUCGAGAUGUUUGUUUAUAAUUGCUUCCAGAACGAGUACGUAGAGAAGCACAGCCUCGAUAAAAACAAUUUGCACAACAAAAAGUUGCUAGAUGAAAACAAUAUAUUGUAUCAAGGGUUUCGCAAAUUGCACAAUUUCGUCGGCUUAGCCAAAUUAGUUUCAACCAAGAAAAUGAGUUUGAUUGUCCACUGCAAGCAAGAGCGCGAAAGUUUCCUGCACCAAAUGGAGCACUUGUUGGACUCUAGAAUCGUACCCAAGUGCAACAAUGAAGUGCCGAAUUUCAUCCACUCAUCGAUUGCCGAAUUUUUUGCCGCUAGGUGUUUGUUUGAGAAUUUCGAACGGAUGACCCAGGAGCAUGCGAAGAAGAUCUUCAUUGUAAGCGAACAAACGCGAACCAUCAAAAGAAAAAGUUACAUAAGUACAACACUGGAUCUGUACCACCAGGUACUGAGGGACCACGAGAUAGCUCGGAUAUUUUUCUUUUUGUGGGCUAAACAUAAUGAAAAAUGUUGGGAUAAGCUGGAUUCCUUGCUUUGGUGCAUGCGCCCUUUCCCGCUGCUGUGGGCUUGUGAGCAAAAUUUUGAACAAUUAGUGAACCGUUUGCUUCAAAACGAUUCUUCAAUAGCUACCUUUCAAAAUAAGGAAAAGAAAACCGCGUUGCAUUCCGCCGUGGCUCACGGAAACCCUGUGAUCUGUGGGCUUCUAAUUGAUCAUCAGGCGAAAGUCAACGCACGGAACAGGUUUGGACAAGUUCCACUUCAUGUGGCGGCCUGGAAUGGUCACCAUAAGGUAGUGGAACUACUCAUUGCGAGAGGUGCUAAUGUCGAGGCCGUUGAUGACCUGCGUCGGACUCCGCUACUAAUAGCAGCUUACGCUGGUUAUUUGGAUGUAGUUCGUGUUCUUAUUGACAAGAAGUGCAAUGUCAACCAUCGAAACAAAUGGAAUCAAAACGCACUCCACGUUGCUGCUUUCCGAGGCCAUACGGAUAUUGUGCAUCUACUAAUAGGCCAACAGAUCCAGCUAAAAGUUGGAGGCGCCAAAAACUGGUUGAAGUUUCUCGGUCGUCUGAUUAGCUCCAAGCAUUUUGAUGUCGUUCGUGCAUUAGUUCAGUAUGAGACGGCUUCCUGCACGGCUGCUGAUAAUUUGCGUACUACUAUUAAUUGGGCAAUUGAACACGAUCAUGUCGAUGUAAUUCGUACCAUGUUGAAAGCUGAAGCGGUCGCUGGAAUGUACCCAAUUUCGUAUUCAGUUGCUCUACUGAAUGGCUCGUUCAAAGUGGCUGCGGCCAUACUUAACGAAAGGCCAAGCCUUGCUGGUUUGAGCUUUCCCCUACAUGCUACAGUCAAAGCUGGUAAUUAUGCUUGUACCAAAAUUCUGCUGGACAAACAAGCAGAAGUGAAUGCUAUUGAUAAAACGGGGAGAACACCACUUGACUGGGCCCUGGUGGAAGGCCAUACGGAAAUAAGUUUCUUACUGUUAAAAAAUGCUGCGCAAAUGAAUAAAAUUUCAAUGUUCGAGGCCAUAAAUUCAUCUCCUGACUGUGCUCGGUUAUUGUUUGAAAUGGGAAAUCGCAACGACAUUAUAAGGGCAAUUGACAGAGAUGCAAGACCUGAUCGUUGCUCAUACUGGUUAGCUGCAAGGAAAGGAUUACCGAAGGAAGCUCUCGCUAUUUUGAGCAUUAAAAACGACCUAAAAAUAUUCCAAAAUCCACUGCAUGCUGCCGCAACACUAGGCGCAGUUGAUUUGGUGGAUUAUUUGCUCGAAAAUCACGUUAAUGUGAAUGCGGUAGAUGAAGACGGCAUAAGUCCAUUAGACCUAGCAAUUGAUUACGGACAUGUGGAGGUUGUUGAGACCCUACUCAAACAUUCCGCCCAUCUGGGUAAAACUGAAUUGUUUCGAGCUAUCGAGAAAACCCAUCAUAACUCAUCCAAAUGUGUUCAACUAUUGUUAGCAUACGGGGCUGAUCCCGAUUCAACAAACAAAAACGGUCAGUCGGCGCUUCAUAGAGCUGUCUUCUUGGACCACCUGGAGAGUGCUGCCGUACUUCUACAGAACGGCGCUUCGAUCGUAAAGGAUUCGACAGGAAGAACGCCUCUGCACCUUGCAGCAAAGCAAAAUGCAUACGAAAUCACCGAACUACUGGUUAACUGUAAACAUGUGAAAGAUUACAUAAACGAAACUGACGAAUAUGGAAGCACAGCGUUACACCUUGCCGCUCUGUACCAAAGGUUGGAUGUGGCACUAUUACUGAUUGAUGCUGGUUCCGAUGUAAACGCACGAGACGAUCUGCAGCGAACACCUUUGCAUUUGGCUUCCGUCCGAGAAGUUGGUGCUGUAGCGCAAAUGUUACUCAUGAGAAAUGCAGAUCCACGCGCGACCGAUUGGCAGGGUCUAACAUUCACAGAAUAUCGUCGGCGUGAGUGCAAACGUUCGUUGGAAGCUGCUUCCCGUUGGUCUUGAUCUUUGAUGUAUCACUCAACAUCGGGUUCUUCGUUAAUUAUUAGAUAUUUCUUACUAGAAGCUUAGAGUAAAAGAUUUCUUAUAUUAAAAAAAUCAUUUUCAAAUUUAUAGUAGUACCUAAAAGUAAUAGUAGUAAGGGUCCAGGAUACUUCCAUGGUCCAGCUUUAACCCACGUGAUGGUCUUUUUUGUGAGAAGGGCGUGUCAUAUUUGUUUCAGAGCUUAAGGAAUUCGGCUGGCAUCCACUGCAUCAUUCAGCCGUCCACAUAUAUGAUAGCUUAAUGCAGGUCCCAUCCCCCUUUGUAUAUAGGCAUUAUCAUCAUAAAUCAUAAAUAUAAUAGGCUUAUGUCUGUCGCCAAAACGAAGGGCGCGAUAUGCAUUUUCGUGGUAAUAAUCGCCCACAUUAAGCAAAGACUCAAACCAAUCAUACCAGAUUACAUUCGAGACGAGCAAAAGUAACGUAGUUGCACCUCAUAGAGUUACAUAGCGUUAGCGUUACACAGCGUACCUCCAAUUUGCUCUCAAUUAGACGCGAGGCGACGCGCUACAGCUAGUAUUAUAU
Sabethes cyaneus is the source of this 5865-nucleotide messenger RNA. RefSeq lists its product as uncharacterized. NCBI's taxonomy places the organism in Eukaryota, Metazoa, Arthropoda, Insecta, Diptera, Culicidae. The transcript is spliced from 2 exons. The record is from RefSeq and is a predicted model, not a curated record. Bases 185 to 5305 code for a protein of 1706 amino acids. Gene Ontology annotation, molecular function: protein binding.